AUGGAAGUAGCUGGUAUUGUGUCGAAUAAGGAUGAUUUCGAAAUGUUUUGUUCAACAUUUCGUAGUUAUUUUAUUGGUAUUUUAUUCACCAUACUAAUAACAUCUGUUAAUCAAUUUUAUUCUUAUCGUACAAUACAAUAUACUAUACCACAGUAUGUUCUAUUAUUGUUAGCUUAUCCACUAGGUAAAUUUCUUGCGUGGUGUUUACCUAAAAAAAAAUUUAUAAUAUUUAAUUGGAACUUUUCUUUAAAUCCUGGCUGCUUUACGAUAAAAGAGCAUGCUAUUAUCUAUAUAAUGAUAGUUAUUGCAAGUAGAACUAUAACUGCAAUUGAUAUUAUUGUUAUCAAACAUGUUUAUUUAAAAAUGGAAACUAAAUUUAUAUGGGGUCUUCUAUUGGCAAUAUCAUCACAAACUAUGGGGUAUGGAGCCGCCGGUAAGAUAUUGUUAAAUUCAUUUACUUUUCAUGCACCAUUCAUGCACAUCUUAAUGCCCCCCUCCCUCAGAAAUUAUCUCCGGCACUGUACAUCCGAUCUUGACGAAACUUUCCAUAAAUGUUCGGCACAAUGAGUUACGGGAUUGAAAACAUUUUUUUGUCUCCAAGUCUAUUGGUUUAGGAGUUUUCCAGAGAUCAAGGUCCAAAAAGGACCCUGAACGGCGUCCCAAGAUUUUUUAAUAUACUUCAAGCUGGAGAGUUCGGGUUUGUUUUAUUUUAAACUAGACACCUAACUACAUCG
This is a messenger RNA of Didymodactylos carnosus, 734 nucleotides long. NCBI's taxonomy places the organism in Eukaryota, Metazoa, Rotifera, Eurotatoria, Philodinida, Philodinidae. The record is from the annotation of a GenBank genome assembly.